GAGACACGCCGGAAAGGAGCGGAAGCCGGCGGGCGUAGGGAGAGGCAUUUGCACCCUGGGGGAAGGCACGGAAAGCAACGACUGGGGGCCCGGGGGGGGGGGCUUCCCUCUUUCCCCCCGUCGUUAUCGGGGCGCAGCCGGCGAUGACGCCGAUGGCGCCGAUGGCGCAUCUUGGGAAACCUCCAAUGGUUACGCCGCGUUGCGGGUAAGUACACCUCAGCAAGCCACUCCCACCUGGGCAGCAUCGGCCUACCGUUACGUACCAUGAUUGUCUUAACAGUAACUUGCAUUAUGGUGCCAGGUUUUGCCACCAGCGGAUUAAAGCCAAAGGUACUACCUACUAGCAUUCUUACUUGCUCCCGCGUUCUAGAAGCCUUCCGUUGCAGCAGCAGUUCGGUUUGGAAUCAUACGGCCUUCUCCCCGGCGUAUCACCAAGUUCGUGUCUGCAGUGGAUAUUCCAAGGUACAUUCACUACCUUAUCAGCGUCCCUCAACCUACCUGGUACACAAAAUUCCUCCACAAUAUUUCGCAGUCUGGGUCUCUUGGGAGUCUUGGCUGCUGGGACAUGUGCGCCAGCCGCCCAUUCUUAGUGGACGUUGCCGCCCAGCCAAGUUCACUUUGUCAACCCAUCCAGGCAAUCUUCUUCCCCGUCGCACUGCAUCACCAUGUACCCUCCUCGUCGCGUACCUUUACAAUCUACCAUGCCUGCGUGCCUUGUAGGCACCUCAUGAACUAUCGUUACGGCGCACCCCAAAUGGCCCUGAACGCAACGUUGGGGACGGCCAAGAUUGUCAAGCUAAACCCGAGAGCUUUACAGACAGACCGCCCAUCCCUCGUCAGCGAAUU
Molecule: messenger RNA, 846 nt
Organism: Colletotrichum godetiae
Lineage: Eukaryota; Fungi; Ascomycota; Sordariomycetes; Glomerellales; Glomerellaceae
Exons: 1
Coding region: 265-720 (151 amino acids)
Source: RefSeq, a predicted model, not a curated record